This is a messenger RNA of Spea bombifrons (plains spadefoot toad), 2626 nucleotides long. RefSeq names its product anaphase promoting complex subunit 4 (gene ANAPC4). Lineage: Eukaryota; Metazoa; Chordata; Amphibia; Anura; Pelobatidae. Gene Ontology annotation, cellular component: anaphase-promoting complex; nuclear periphery. Gene Ontology annotation, molecular function: protein binding. The record is from RefSeq and is a predicted model, not a curated record. Bases 130 to 2508 code for a protein of 792 amino acids. Gene Ontology annotation, biological process: anaphase-promoting complex-dependent catabolic process; positive regulation of mitotic metaphase/anaphase transition; protein K11-linked ubiquitination. The transcript has 29 exons.
GCGGAGGUUUCCUUGUAUGGGGAUUCGCCGUGGUUGAGUUCCAGAUUGUGGAUGCUGAGGGCAAGAGCAGCCCAUACGUUUAUUCUACAAAAGUAAGCAUUCAGUGUUGAUGUCAUUAUUUACGCCAAAAUGCCACCGUUUCGACAAGUUGGGGAGAAGCAGCUUCCUCAUGAAAUUAUAUUUAUGUCCUGGUCACCUAAAAGAGAUCUCAUUGCGUUAGUCAACAAAGCUGGAGAGGUCUUGCUUCAUCGACUAGCAAAUAUUCAGAGAGUUUGGAAUUUGCCCCCAAAUGAAAAUACUGGAAAGGAAGUGACAUCCCUGGCAUGGAGACCAGAUGGCAAACUUUUGGCUUUUGGUCUUGCCGAUACCAAGAAAGUUGUGCUGUGUGAUGUAGAAAAGCCUGAAAGCCUCCACUCCUUUUCCGUGGAAUCCCCUGUGUCUUGCAUGCAUUGGAUGGAAGUGACUGAGGAGAAUAGUAUCUUGACUUCAUUUUACAACGCUGAGGAUGAAUCUAACACUCUGCUGCCAAAGCUACCUGCUCUGCCGAAAAAUUACAGUGCCACAGCAAAGAUUUUCAGUGAAGAGAAGUCAGAUGAAAUAUUGAAGCUGUUGGGCGAUGUAAGACUUAAUGCUUUGGUCCUUGGAGGAGACUCGGGGCAGAUUGAAAUCUAUGCGUAUGGGAUGUACAAGAUUGCAACAAUUACUGAGGUAUAUGGAUCUUGCCUUAGCUUAUGCUUAUCUAGUGAUUUAAAAUCCCUUUCAGUUGUUACCGAACUAUCAACAAACACUACACCAGAGAUUACAUAUUUCCAGCUGGAUACUAGUUUGUUGUCUGAUUGUUUACCUGAAGUUACACGGAUGGCCAGGAAAUUUACCCACAUUUCUACUCUUCUUCAGUAUUUGAAAUUAUCCCUCACAUGUAUGUGUGAAGCCUGGGAAGAAAUUUUAAUGCAGAUGGAUUCAAGGCUCACUAAGUUUGUACAGGAAAAAAACACCACAACAUCUGUACAGGAUGAAUUUAUGCAGCUGCUCUUGUGGGGUAAAGCAAGUCCUGAGCUCCAGACAUUACUGAUGAAUCAGCUGACAGUCAAAGGGUUAAAAAAACUGGGACAAUCUGUUGAGUCGUCAUAUUCCACCAUACAAAAGCUAGUUAUCAGCCACUUACAAAGUGGAGCAGAAGCUUUGCUGUACCAUCUUAGUGAGCUUAAAGGCAUGGCUUUGUGGAAGCAGAAGUAUGAGCCACUUGGACUUGACGCCAAGGCAAUUGAAGAUGCCGUAACAGCUGUUGGUUCCUUCAUACUAAAAGCAAAUGAGCUUCUUCAAGUUAUAGACAGUGGCAUGAAAAACUUCAAAGCAUUCUUUCGCUGGCUUUAUGUUGCUAUGUUAAGAAUGUCAGAUGAUCACGUGAUUCCUGAACUAAAUAAGAUGACUCAGAAGGACAUAACAUUUGUGGCAGAUUUCCUGACUGAGCACUUUAAUGAGGCACCUGAUUUGUAUAACCAAAAAGGCAAAUACUUCAAUGUAGAACGCGUGGGUCAGUAUUUGAAAGAUGAAGAUGAUGACCUGAUGUCUACGCCGAGCACAGAAGGAAACCAGUGGUUUAACUUUCUCCAGAAAAGUACUUACCUGAAAGAUAGUCCACUGUUGUUUCCCUGUUAUCCUGAAAAAUCAUUGCAUUUUGUCAAACGACAAAUGGAAGGUGUUAUUAACCUGUGCCUUGCGAAGCCAGCAGAAAUUAUAGGAAAGUCUGUGCAACAGAAACAGUGUAUUCCUUUGUACCAAGCAUCUAAAAGUGAAGUAUCUUGUCCGAGGCUGAUUUCCCUGCCUUCCCUGUGGAAUGACAAGUCACGUAAUCUUCACUUUGUCAUGUUCCACAUGCUUGAGAGCUCCCAGUCAAAACUCAUCAUCUUCAGACAGCCAACAGAUGUAUCAAGAUCUACAAAUGAUGCUCUCUUAGCCGUUGAAUUCGGAAUUUCCUUAAACUGUAGCGCAGCUGAGAGUCAAGAAGCAAGUCGUUACAGCUGUCUGGAUGCGCGGUUUUAUGACGAAGACCUUAUCACUGUGGUUCUGAGAGAUGCUUCUGAACAGGAGGGGAAGGAUAGGAUAUUAGCUCAGCUGCCGCUGUCUUUGAUAUAUUCCGAUGAAGAAUCAGACGGUCAGUUUGCAAGAGAUUCAAGCAAGAGGCUGGAAGAACAGUGCUCUGACAUACCGGCACGAACUGUAUUUCUCGAGGGUCAAUGGAGGAUCCUAGAAAACAUGAAAGCGCAAUAUGUCUCUGUAAAUGGCAUAAGGAAGGUGGCGUGCGUGCUCAGUUCUAACCUGCGUCACGUGAGAGUGUUUGAGAUGGAUGUGGAAGAUGAUGGAGAGGCUGAUGAAGAGGAGGAAGAAGGUGAAUCCCGCUCCCAGGACGUGACCUGCGAGGAGGAAGAGCUCAAUCAGUCUGAUGACGUGCAGCCCAAUUCUCCGGAAGCAGCAGCUGAUGUGACUGAGGAAAGCUUAGGCAGCUGAAAUCUCUGAUGGCCGCCUAUUGUAUUGGCAGAGAUCACCAAUUAAGUAUUUGUAUAAAUGGUUUGUACAACUGCUAAUGUUCAUGUCUUUAUAUUAAAGGAGUAUUGAUUUGUGCAAA